AAACUCUUCUACAAGUAACAUUCCCCCACCAUCUGACAGCUCUCCACCCAUCAACUCGAAACAUAAUGUUUUGCGCAAGUAUGUCGCGUUGAUCAAUAUUCUUUACACGUGAAGGGUCAAUUGCUAAUGAUUAUGGUUUUUCCAGUUUCUGGGGAAGCGCCAACCGUUCCCGUCAUCUCGUCAAAAUCUGGUAGCCUCUUUGAAAAGCGCUUGAUCGAGGCUUACAUUGAAGAGCAUGGCACCGAUCCCAUCAGUGGUGAAGAUUUGAAUAUCGCUGAUCUGAUUGAAGUUAAAUGUUUGUUUUAUUGCAACCUGUUUUCAUAUCUCCCCCUCCCCUUCUGUGAUCUUGGCUAACGUUUUACUUUACAGCCUCAAAGGUUGUCCGCCCGAGACCUCCUACACUUACCUCUAUACCCGCGCUACUUACUUCUUUUCAAGACGAAUGGGACUCCAUUAUGCUUGAGACUCACAAGCUCCGCAGCCAACUCGUCCAGGUUAGGCAAGAACUUACAACUGCGCUCUACCAAAAUGAUGCGGCAGCUAGAGUUAUCGCCAGAGUUACCAAAGAGCGAGAUGAAGCGAGAGAGGCGCUCGCGCAACUGUCUGUUGUUACCGGGCCGGGGCCAAGUCGUGGCCCUGAUGAAAUGGAGGUUGAUAAGGAUGGCCUUCCAAAUUACGUUAGAGAAAGGAUCGAUGAGACCAUGAAACAGUAUGUUCCCCGUCACCCCUUCCGGAAGAAUGGAAUGGUAAAUAAUUGCGUUGAAGAUUAUCCGCCUCGAGGAGAAAACGUGCUAUUCCCCAAGGCUGGACCGAUACAGACAGUGUCUCGACUUUCCAGACCCUACGUACAUUGGAAACACCAUUUUCUGGUGCUAGCUCCCUUGAUCUCGAUGCUACCGGCGAACUCACGCUCGUUGGUGGAGCUAACGGGUCUUCUGGAAUUUACUCACUUGCCCAGGAGAAUAUGGCAACUAUUCUUAAUGCCUCCGACGGUGCUAUCGUUGAUGUCGCCUGGGCCGGGAGAAAUGCAGUUACAGCAAGUGCAGGUGGUGUUCUCAGGAUAUGGGAUCAACAGGGCAGCGAUAGUACCACCAUUAAAGCUCACUCUGGCGGGCUAAGGGCUUUGGCUGCUCACCCUAGGGAUGAUCUUCUGGCCUCUGUUGGUGAAGAUAAGAGCUGGGUUGUCUACGAUUUAGAGGCAUCGAAACCUGUUAUUCAGGCCUACGGGGAAGAUGGUAUGUUCUAUGAUCCAUUGAGUUGAUUAUACAAUUUAGAAACAUAGACGAUUCUAACCUCCCUAGAAAUCUCCACCGCCGACUUCCACCCUGAUGGUCACCUGUUCGCGACCGGGACCGGGAAUUCCGCUCUUAUUUAUGAUAUCCGCACCACAGUUAUCGGCGCAGAUUUCAAGCUCGGCGGUACCGUUUCCUCUAUGAGCUUCUCCGAAAAUGGUUUUUGGUUGGCGAUUGCUUUGAAUGGCGGGACCGAUGUUCAGAUCUGGGAUCUGAGAAAGAUAACACAAACUAAGGCUCUGGAUAUCGGUAGCAGGGUGGACGCUGUCAAAUGGGAUUACACUGGCCAGUAUCUCGCAACCAGUGGACAAGCUGGAAUCAGUGUCCAGGCCUAUUCGAAAUCUACCAAAUCUUGGUCCGAACCUCUGAGGACUGCCGUCUCCGCUGUUUCCACCGCUUGGGGUAAUAACGCAGCCAGUUUGGUGGCUGUCGACUCGCAAGGAGUUUUGACCUGGUUGGGAAUCGGAGAGGGGUCGUAAUACCAAAAGGAAACCCACUUGUACCCUCCCUUCGUUCCUCCUUUCUUUCUUUCUUUCUCUUUCCACUGAAAAUCUAGCAACUUGUCUUCUCUUUUCACCUGUAGCAUUAAAGCAGCGUCACGGGACUUUUUUUAUUUUUAGUUUUUUUACCUACUGUUUUUCGGCUUUCGGUAUGCAUUUCUUGGGCAAAUUGUGAUGUUACAUGUAUUAUAAGAACAGAGAGGUUCUCUCUUGCUACUGCAACCAUUAUAGCUUUGAGCCUUUUGCGGAGAGAUUUCAUAGCUGCCUUAAGCCACCAUUAUACCCAAGAGUGUUCACUUUUUUCCGGUCCCCAUACUGUUCCACCAUGCUAGGAUACAGUUACUACUGUAUAGCUUUUAAGUUGAGAGAGCUUUGUAUGGCG
Tuber aestivum (summer truffle) is the source of this 2174-nucleotide messenger RNA. Lineage: Eukaryota; Fungi; Ascomycota; Pezizomycetes; Pezizales; Tuberaceae. The record is from the annotation of a GenBank genome assembly.